Messenger RNA from Penicillium daleae, 2754 nucleotides. Its product is annotated as putative phosphatidate cytidylyltransferase. The coding region runs from base 1 to 2754 and encodes 917 amino acids. Gene Ontology annotation, cellular component: endoplasmic reticulum membrane. Gene Ontology annotation, molecular function: dolichol kinase activity. The record is from RefSeq and is a predicted model, not a curated record. The transcript has a single exon. Gene Ontology annotation, biological process: dolichyl monophosphate biosynthetic process. Lineage: Eukaryota; Fungi; Ascomycota; Eurotiomycetes; Eurotiales; Aspergillaceae.
AUGAGUUCUCCGCGGGGCCACGAGGAACAGGCGGCGAUCCCUCGCAGCAGCACGCCUGCUUCAACCUCCGAUGUGAUCGCCGAAGACCUGCGACAAUUUAAUCGCUCUCCCCAUCCCUACCACCGUACCAACGGGCGCAUCGGGUCGCGCACGCCCUCCGAACCCGGCGAUCGCCUCCGACCGUUAUCCGUUUACUCGAAAUCAUCGCGGACACCGAGUGACAGCGGCACGGAGGCUGAUGAUGAAAGUACUGGUAUCUUGAGAGGUCUGCCGGCGCCGCCUGUUCGACCGCGGAAAGGCCUGCGCUCUGGCGCGAAUGGGACACUCGAUACCGAUGCGUGGCUGCCUACUUUACAACCGUGGCCGUCAUUCGUGCGCCCUUCAUCACGGGCCUCGCGGCGAAGCUCGUCGGAAGAGACAGAGGAUAGGUUCGCUGAGAGGAAACAUAUCCGUCGACAGAGGCGGGUUGAGAUUCUGCGGCGGCUGGUGGAGACUGCGCUCCUGUUGUCUGUCGGCGCUGUCGUCUUGGUACAAGAAGAUGCUCGUUCAAUUGCUUGGGCUUGGAGGAAAGGUAGGAUUGCUUUUGAUUGUCUAGAACCCGGAGACGUGGAUUUGGUUUCGCUUAACAAUGGUAUAGAGCUCGCCGCCCACGGAAUUACGCUCGCCAGUCUAUAUGCUGCCUACCCAGUACUCCUUCGAGCCUCGAGGGGCCGAAGGUGGCGCAUAUGGCCUCCCAAAUCCAAACGUCCGUUCUUCUCCAUACCACCGAGUUUCGAUCCCGCUCCGCUACUCUAUCCGAUCCUGAUCCCGGUUUUUGUCUCGCUAUCUUUGACACACCAUCUCCCGACCUUGCUUAUACCCAACCUCAUUCUGAGCCUUUCGUCCCUCCCGGCUCCAGUCAUCCCCCUGCAGAGCUGGAUCAAUGGCUUCAGUGUGACACAUUGGAUGGUGACUCUGGUGCCGAUCCUCGCCUCAGAGCACCUCUCCUUCGACAGUACGGUUCCCAAGCCGCUGUCUCUGCGCGGGCAAGAUUCGGAAUCGUUGAUUCUUCUUUUCCCUUUGCAUCAAGCGUUGAUACCCACUUUAGAUUUUUUGUUGACCACCAGCAUUCUGCCUGCCGAAUUGCAGCUUUUGACGACAGCGCUAAUCAAUCUGUACUUGUUUGCGGCCUCUCCACAGGCGGAGAUUCUAAAGGCCUUGCUAUGGCUGGGUGGGAUAUGCUUAUUCGCUGCUUGUCGACACAUACUCCGUUGGGAGGUGGCUCUAGCUCGGAUCCCUAGUUGGAAGUUCCGCCGUUCACUAAGCGGACCGCUCUCCCCGCGAAAGUUCUUCAACAUGAUGGACCACCGGCUGUGUCAGAAACUCAGCCGGGCUGGGGUCUCGGAUGAACCCACGUCUGAUAGUGAUGGACCCGGUGGAGUACCCCGACCUCGCAGGACGAAGACAAUGCGGAACGGUCGGGACCCUAUGUCGGCCAUUGACAAUAUGACCGCCGAGCAAGCCUUUGAACAACAUGCUCGUGCGCAGAACCGGCGACGGAGACAUACCAUUUCAACGUUUGAGGAGGCAGUGCAAGAAGAACGUGUGCGCACUACACCUGGUGGUCGCCGGAAGAAAUCGAUGGGACCUGGGCUUGCCUCGUUUCUUUCCAUGACUGCAGCCCAAGCGCAGGUCCGCAAAUGGCUGUAUGCGAUUUACGUAUACGCAAUUUCUCUCGGGAUCAUCUUGGGGCCCAUUCGGAAGUACAUUUCUGAACGAGCACUGCAAGGACAGGAUCCUUUUGGAUGGGCCGUUGGAUACCUUUUGGGCAAUUUAUCGGGGGUCCGAUUCUGGGUGCUCAUGCUGAACCUCGAGUAUUGGAUCCAGUUACCCCCGCGGCCUGACGCUGCGUUCCAAGAUCCCUCUUGCAGGCUGGGCUGGGUUGAGCAUGUCCGCCAGACAGACUUUGGACCUGCCACCACCCGCCUGCUGAUGAGUGCCUACUGUAUUCUGGUUCUGGUGACCGGGUUGGCAAUUGUAUUCCAACUCAGCUCCGUGGCCGAGGUGGAUACGCGGCGCAAGGUCUUCCAUGGAAUGAUGGUGCUAAUGUUUCUGCCCACCGUAUUCGUGGACCCGACAUUCUGUGCACUCGCCUUGGCUCUGGUUCUCUCAGUCUUUUUGCUUCUGGAUCUAUUCCGUGCAUCUCAGCUACCCCCGAUCUCGCGACCCUUGACCUACUUCCUCGCGCCGUAUGUGGACGGGCGCGACCACCGUGGACCGGUCGUCAUUUCACACAUCUUCCUGCUGAUCGGCUGCUCCAUUCCACUAUGGCUGUCCCUCUCCGAUCUGGACCACAACGGUGAAGGCCCCUGGGCGGGUUGGGAGGUACCCACCCGGGAUGUUAGCAUGGUCAGUGGUGUCAUCUGUGUUGGCAUGGGUGAUGCCGCAGCCUCGCUCGUCGGCCGUCGAUACGGCCGGCUGAAAUGGUUCUGGGGUGGGGGCAAGUCCGUUGAAGGCAGUGUGGCUUUUGCAGUGGCCGUGUCGUGUGGGUUGCUUGCCGUACGUGCCUGGCUGAUGGUCGGAGGGUGGGCCGUGACAGGGGCCGAAUCAACCGGAGUGGAGGCCUCCACCGUUCGGUUUUGGGCCUGGACAGCAUGCAAGGCCAUAUUAGCGGCUAGCGGGACUAGCGCGACCGAGGCGAUCCUCACUGGCUGUAAUGAUAACGUUGUCGUGCCAGUCGUGCUGUGGUUGUUAGUGCGGGGUCUGGGCGUUUGA